UUUUAAAUGUUAUGAGGCGUACUUAUGUUAAAUUAUCAUUGUUUUUCUCUCUGAAUCGUUUUAUCAUAGUAACAGUGUCAAAAAUGAAUAUCAAUAAUUUCGCGGUCAGUGAUUAGUUCUUUUGCAAAAAAUGUGCAUCAUGUAGCUAAAAUUUUAAUAGUCUCAAUGAACGGGUGUUUUCGUUAUUUUUAUAAAUUGUUAAGGACAUGUACAAAAUAAAUCUGCACCAUUCAAGCUCGAUUUCUGCAGGCUACGAAUCAUGCUCUUCUGCUGGCGAUGAAAACUUGACCGAACGAUGGAGCAUCGUGAUGGAUGGGGCAGAGGAGAGAUGGGCGCGUCCGAAAAUGCCACCGAGCGUUCGCAGUCCGCUGAUCGCGACCGAGUGCGAAUCGAGUUCUACGCCACUUACGACGUCAUGACGGGCGUUCGCAUAGCCGCCACCUUAGGCGGCUUCUUUGCGCUCAUGGUAUUUUUGAUCGUCUACAAAAGUAGAAGCAAAUCGGUCAAGGCGCUGAACGACCCAAAACUUGUGGAGCUAGCAGAGGCUGUAGUUGCGGAGGAACAGGCGGUUGAAGAGGAAAGGCAGUUAACAGCUGCCUUGGAGGAAGCUUUAUCUGAGCGCCUGCGUUCACGGCCUUCCAUUACUGAAGAGCCGCCGUGGCCGCGGACAGCUCGAUUCGCCUCGUACGGGGGAGGUUACGGUAGUUUGCUGACACCACCUCGUCGUCUCUCCGCACUGCGUGGAGAUUCUUUACCAGGCUCUGCGUUACGGUUUGCUGAGAGGCGAGCAUCCGGCGGCCCGCGAGAUCGGCGGUUGAGUUCUGCCACUUGUUCGAGCUCAGGAAGUUCUUACUUGGAGCGUCGCGGAUCUUCAGUAGUGUGCGCGCUACCCGAACGUCGUUUGUCACCAUGUCCUAGUGAGAGACUCGCACCUCUCGCGUCAGUGGGCAGUGUGGGGCCCUCUUAUGCCGUGGAGUGUGAACUAGCAUCGGUAGGCGCGGACUCAGUGUUUGCCGAGGACGAUGUGGACUCCACGGAUGACGAGGUGGAACAGUUUUCGACGGACAGCGGCGGCGGCGACGCAACCAUGGUCGGCGAGUGCACGGAGCUUUCGAGCCGACCGACGCCGUUGCCACUGUCUUUAGACAAGGCUUCUCACUCUCGUGAAACGUUGUUCUAGUCGCUGAUGAUUCAGUCAGCUGUUAAUGUUACUGGCACGUUAAAAUAUCGACGUCUUCCUUUCAUUUUUAACUUUCGGAUUAAAUUUUAACAGUUGACAUAUCACAUUGAACUUUAUAUAUUGGAC
Chilo suppressalis (striped riceborer) is the source of this 1306-nucleotide messenger RNA. Lineage: Eukaryota; Metazoa; Arthropoda; Insecta; Lepidoptera; Crambidae. The record is from the annotation of a GenBank genome assembly.